Molecule: messenger RNA, 2437 nt
Organism: Stylophora pistillata
Lineage: Eukaryota; Metazoa; Cnidaria; Anthozoa; Scleractinia; Pocilloporidae
Product: gamma-aminobutyric acid receptor subunit beta-3
Biological process (GO): monoatomic ion transmembrane transport
Cellular component (GO): membrane
Molecular function (GO): extracellular ligand-gated monoatomic ion channel activity; GABA-A receptor activity
Source: RefSeq, a predicted model, not a curated record
GAACGGUAACAUUGACAAGACUUCUUUUUACGAAACCACCCGCAUCGCAGUUAAACCGAAGCAAAGUUGAGGUGUCGAUUGAUAUUAGCCAAUUCUUACUUUUCUAAUCGAGUCAGAUGAUUUUAAUUUUGAAAUAAGCCAAAGAAGGCCCCGUGGAUAGUUGGACCACUGUGGUUGACGGAAACACGAGAGAAAAGUUGUGUAUGACAUCCGUGUUCAAAACCAGGUAGGAUGACACAGCAAGGGGGGCAAGAGGGGGAAGACGCUUUUUCCAGAAGAAAAGUAUUGUUUCCAUUCAAAGAGAUGUCAAUCGACGUUUGGAGAAAGCGAGCAUGAAAUAAAACGUGAGAAGCAGGUUUGGAGGAGAAAACGGAAACCAGAUAAAAGGCAAAUAAAUCUACUGCAGUGAUAUUUCGCUUACUGUGUGCAUGUGUGAGAAGUUCCCUUCAGCAUAAGAACCAAAGCAAAAGUUGUUGGAAAGAGAGAUUAAUUUCUUUUCAGAGUCCUAGCGUGAUAUCAAACAUGGUUGUUCUAAAAUCAAGCUGGAAGAAGCUUAUUUUAUGCUUCGUUGCGGGAUUGUGUUUAAGUGUCGCUCACUCGAACGCAAGACGAACGGCAGAUGACAUGACAGCUCUUCUGAAUAAACUCAUAAAAGGCUAUGACAAAAGACUCCGGCCAAACUUUGGAGGUCAACCAGUUGUAAUCACCGUUGGAUUAUGGGUAUUAUCAAUCGACUCUAUCAACGUUGUUGACAUGGAUUAUAAACUGGACUUCUUCUUAAGACAACUGUGGACAGAUCCUCGAUUACGCCACGACUGGAAUGAAACACUGGCGCUUGGUAACACUAUGAUGGAUAAGCUCUGGGUUCCAGACACUUAUUUUGAAAAUUCCAAAAGCUCAAAAUUCCACAAAGUUACCAUGGUCAAUAAGCUGUUAUCCAUAUCGCCAGAUGGGGGAGUCCAUUACAAUGCAAGAGUCACUGUGCGAGCAAGCUGUCCCAUGGACCUGCGGCUAUUUCCCUUUGAUGAACAACAUUGUAAUUUAAACAUCGAGAGCUGAAAUUGGUCUCGAUUGAGUGCUUCAUUUGGCUUUGUCAGGAGAUCAGGAUAUUUUCUUAUUCAUAUCUAUGCUCCUUGUGCGCUUAUUGUUAUUUUAUCUUGGAUAUCAUUUUGUAUCCCCCAUGAUUCAACUGCUGCUCGUAUUGCUCUUGGAAUAACGUCCGUGUUAACCAUUACGACGAUAUUAAACAUGCUGAAUACAGCUAUGCCAAAGGUAUCCUACGUCAAAGCGAUAGACUGGUACCUCAUUGGCAGCUUUCUUUUUGUGUUUGGUGUGUUAGUUGAGUACACAUUUGUUCUUUGGAUCGUGAACGUUCAUAAUAAGAGACUAAAAAGAUUAAUGAUCGAGCAGGAGAUCCAGGAAGCGGAGGAAGAAAAGCAAUAUAACUCCAAGAAGCAUGCGAUGAAUGGUAGCGUUACAAGCAAAAAUGCUCGUGGGAGCCAUGGUUAUAAUUACGAGCUUUUUGAGACUUACAGUGCAUUCAGCGACAAAGCAAAGAAACCCAGUUCACAUCUGUGCGAAAGAUCGAAAGCAAAGCGACAGGCCUCCUCUGACAUAGAGCAGAGACCGCUGACCUAUCCCAGAACUCCACAGUGCAAAGCGAGAACAGUUUGUCUCGACCUCAUUGAUCCGGAUUGCAUUGAUGACUAUGCUAGGCUGUUCUUUCCCCUCAUGUUUAUCCUUUUCAAUGUGAUAUAUUGGCUAAAGUUUAUCGUCCUGUAAGAGAAGAGAAGAGAAACACUAGAGAAAUUGUUUUAUUUUUCUAUUGUAUAAUCCGGCAUAAAGCCAAGUACAUCUUCUAAAAGAAGAAAGAAACAUUGGGACACUACUGGACUCCCAGAUAGGAUGUAAUUCAAAUGUCUGGUAUCUUUGUAAAGCUAUUUCUUUUGGGUGCAGUGCAGGGACCAUGUAUCAACCUAGCCAGAAAAUAUAAGAUUAGCGCGAGUUGGGAAAAUGCUCGAAAAUAAUCAGUAAUUUGAAAGAAACAUUUGAGAAGAGAAAAUCUUGCUCAAAUCGUGUUUUUGCUAUCGGAAAGAACUAAACUCUGGUCGGGACUACUUUUCAUGGACGUUUAAACUAUAAAUUUCUUCUUAAGAGUUCCCAUACAUUCUGCCUUUUGUCAGUGCACAUGCUGUUUCUUUUACCGUGGCAAUUAUUCUGCCAAAUUGGUUGUAAAUCUUAAUUUAUUUAUCCAGUGGUUAAAAUGUACACAUAGUUUACAUUGUCAUUUGCAUGUCAUUUGCAUGAUUGAGUGUAAGGAAGCGAAAUACAUAUCGCCUGAUAAAUAUCCAUGAUGAUGAUAAUGUUGGCUAUGGCAACGGUGCUGAUUAUUGUGCUCUCUUUCCUCUUCUUAAAAUUGUUAAUGAACGUUGAAUAC